Molecule: messenger RNA, 630 nt
Organism: Colletotrichum spaethianum
Lineage: Eukaryota; Fungi; Ascomycota; Sordariomycetes; Glomerellales; Glomerellaceae
Exons: 1
Coding region: 1-630 (209 amino acids)
Source: RefSeq, a predicted model, not a curated record
AUGCGCUUCUCCACCUUCCUCGCCGGCUUCAUGGCCGUCUGCGCCGUCUCAGCCAUCCCAACAAGUAUCUUCUUGCCGGUCGGCAACCUUCCCUCCCAGCCAACCACCAGCACCCUCGUCCUCAAGGACUUGGACACCCUCAACACUGCGAUUACAGACCUAGGAACGGCGGUCCAGAAUAUCAUCAACUUUAAGAAAACCAACAUCGGCAAUGGUGUCACCCUCCUGACAGCUGUCCUCGAGAAGACCAUUGCCUACCAGAUCGCUACUCAGACAGCCCGGCUCAAUGCCCAGGGCAUCGCCGGAACGUUCAGUCUCGAUGAUUCUGUCGCCGUUAUCAACCAGCUCAAGAACGUCAUCUACCCCAUUCUGAAGAUUGCCACAGACUUGUUGAACACCGCGAAGACCGUGGGCGCUCUCGGCACCAACACUUCCAUUGCAGGUUCCCCGGUCAAUAUCCUUUCGCCUCUGGGUCUGACGAACUACCUCGAACUUAUCAAGACAGAUACUGCCGGCUUCACCACCGCUCUUCUGUCGUACAUUGAUCCCACCUUACAACCCAACGCCACCGCCGUCACCAACAACAUGAACAACUUGUUGAAUGUCACCUACGAUUUCUACACCACCUGA